Messenger RNA from Microthlaspi erraticum, 549 nucleotides. The record is from the annotation of a GenBank genome assembly. NCBI's taxonomy places the organism in Eukaryota, Viridiplantae, Streptophyta, Magnoliopsida, Brassicales, Brassicaceae.
AUGAUUAUGCCCGAUCUUCCGCAUGAUAUACUAGAGGACAUACUCUCCAGGGUUCCAGCCACAUCUCUGAAACCAUUACGAUAUACUUGCAAACUAUGGAACGCUCUAUUCAAAGACCAAGGAUUCACCAACAAGCACUUUCGUGUAGCUCCAAAGCAGUCCCUGGUUCUCAUGUUGAAGGAACGUAGAGUUGUUUCAACAAGCGUCAAUCUCAACAUCGGUGCUCCAUCUGUAGAGUAUAAAGGUGCACUUGUCCUAAAGGAUUCACAUUCUAAUCACAACAAGUCGAUAUAUCUAAUAUUUCUAACUGCGACGAGGCACUAUAGGUUCGCUCUAGGUUACGUAAACGACAAGAAAUCUUGCCGUAGCUACAAAAUCUUGAGGUGGUACAAUGACGACGACAAAGUUGUUGGGCCUGAAAUAUAUGAGUUUGGCUCUGAUUCAUGGAGGAUUGUUGAUCCCGUCGCUUUCGACUGCUUCAUACUUCUCAUACAACAAAAUGACGUGUCUUUGAAGGGAAAUGCUUAUGGAUUGCUUCUGAGAAAUUAG